AUUUAAGUUUUUAUUUUAUGUCCGAGUCCGACCAUUAAUGAAUCCCACCUCCGGCAGCUAUUUUAUAAAAACUCUCAUCUUUCUUCUUUAAGAUCAGAACCUUUUCUAUUCUCUGGUUUUUUUCUGCAAACCCAUGUCGAGUUCUUCCGGAUUCUCUCGGGUUUCUUCUCAGAGAUCGGCAUCGAACUCGCCGGAGAAGCGAGGUUUUGUUCCCGUCGGUGGUAUGUUGGUUUCCGGCGGGGAUCUGAAUACGGGUUUCUCAGCCUGUCGGCGGCGGAAAAACGGGUCGGCGCCGGAAUUCUUCUUUCAGCCGGAAAAAAUGGUGAAUCGGAAGUCUUUGGAUUUGUUCCCUCAGCAAGCUGGAUUUGGUGUCUCAAACGACGUCGAUUCGAGUGUCUGUAAAUCGGCCAUGGCGGCGCCUCAAACGUCCCAAAUGACGAUUUUUUACGCCGGCCGAGUUUUUGUGUUCAACAAUGUUCCGGUGGACAGAGUCGGUGAAGUUAUGUUUCUGGCCGGCCGAGAGAGCUCCAAGAACGCCGCUAACCAGCGGGUAUUGGUCGAAACUCCGACUGAUUCGUUGAGCUCCACUUCCCCUGCUUCCUCUCGCAACCAAACUCCACCACCGCCGCCGCCACAGCCGCAGCCCGUUACCGGUGCUCUUCCGAUGGCUCGUAAAGCUUCGAUUCAGCGUUUCUUGGAGAAGAGAAAAGACAGGCUGACUGCCAGAGCGCCGUACCAGGGCAUCCCGACGGCAAGCAAGAACGCCGGCGACAACUCGUGGCUGGGUUUGGCUGUGCAGCCAUAACUUUAAUGGUGCUUUUUUUUAUAUAUAUUACCAAGUAUUGUGAAAUCUAGUUGAGCUGUUUUGUAUUAGGGUUCUUGUUUUGGGUUACAGAAAGACUCGCCAUUUUUGCAUAGACCUCUGUUUUGUUCUCUGUUCUUCUGGUGAAGAAGCUUGCAGAGGCCAUGGCUGCUUCUCUCUUAACCAUGACAACUCCUUGAUCCAUAGCUUUUAAAACUAUUAUUAAUAUUUCCCAUUUUGUAA
Molecule: messenger RNA, 1045 nt
Organism: Cucurbita moschata (crookneck pumpkin)
Lineage: Eukaryota; Viridiplantae; Streptophyta; Magnoliopsida; Cucurbitales; Cucurbitaceae
Product: protein TIFY 10A-like
Exons: 5
Coding region: 134-805 (223 amino acids)
Biological process (GO): response to wounding; regulation of defense response; regulation of jasmonic acid mediated signaling pathway
Cellular component (GO): nucleus
Source: RefSeq, a predicted model, not a curated record